ACAACAUAAAUACAUAUGUACAAUAAACAGAAACAAUUAAAAUUUAGCAGAGGACAGCUGUACCAGUGUCUCCACAGCUGAGAAUAAUACAGUGUAGAGCUCAACUGUGGGUUUACUACGGCCAUGAUAAUCUUAUUCUUAGAUUAAUUUAAAAGAUAUAGAAAUUAAAUACACGAGGUUUCUAAGCACAGCCUGUAGAAUGCUGGUUCCAGUUGUCGCAAACAUUUCACUUAGACUGCCCCAUCUCCGUCAUUUCAGAAGUACUCUCAAUGCAUCGUUGUCGACAACCUGAAGUCUUUUCAGACUUGUCAUUUAAAAGUCAAAAGAAGAAUGUGAGAAAGAAAUCUUCAGUUUUCUGGAGGCGCUUAUGUAACAUGAGAUGGUUCAGGUUAAAUCCUGCUAAAAUGCACCCUCUGCUGGUCAAAAGUUGAACUGCAACCAUCUUCAGAGAGCAAGGUGAGUAAUUGUCACACUAAGCUGCUAGAGAUAUGCCACAAAAGACUUGCUGGUUCAAAAGUAUUUAGUGAAGGGGGCUGAAAACCUACAAUGCACACACUUUUUAGAUAUUUAUUGAUAAAAAAAACAAUUUGCCUUCUACUUCACAAUUAAACUCAAUCGACUUUGUGUUGGUCUAUCAAAUAACAUCCCAACUGAAGACAGUGAAGUCUGUGGUUGCAACGUCACAAAGUGUGAGAAACGUCAAGAACUAUGAACACUUUUGCAAUGCACUGUAGUUCUGAGAGCUUCUUUCUGAAUAGACGAUCUCUGACAGCAUCCUGACGUGGUAGUGACGUGAAGUGUACCCUGGUCCUAAAAUAUUGUGUAAGGUUCACCUGUUCAACAGAUGAACGCGUUAAUACAUUUUAAAAUCACUUAUUUAGAGUUAGACGGGGUUAAGUAGUCAGCUAUGAUAUGUCACGUCCAUUUUCGCCACUAUAUUUACGUCGCACAAUUUGACGUUGGCGCUGUGUCGAAUCAUAGCUGAGCGCCAAAUUCGAAAUGCCCGCAGAUCGUAAGGUUUGGUGGUGCUCAGAUGAAGCGAAACAAACUCAAACGCAACAAAACCACCCUGAGCAAAGAGGGACCUCAUCAUGUGCAAACUGCAGUCAUCGUGGUAUCAGACAGGCAGGAAAACCCGUCCGCAGCUGACAGCGAGGAGAAGAAAAGCUCACUCUGCAGAGGAUUUAAAAUAGCUCCGAUUUUCUCACCUUCGACUCAGCACAGGAAGCAUGAAGGAAGAUCUGAUGCAGAGUCUGACCGGCCUGAACACAAAUCAAUGCCUCCUUCGCAGAGUGGUGACGUGAAGAGUCCACGCACUGGAUCCCAUCUGACAGGCAAGCGUGGAGCUGUGGUGUCCUCCUGGAGGUUAUCUUCAAAUCUGGAAAGCUGUCUGGAAGAAAUCCAAAAGUCAAACCCAGCGUUUCCAGUUCCAACAGUUUUUAGCACUUUGCUGAAGAAAGCAAGCGAGGUGCAGCAGGAGUCAGGGCCUGCAGGGCAUUGCUUCAAUCCAGAGUCUUCGCAAACGCACUUAAAGGAGAAAAGUAGAAGAGGACUUGUCUCUGAGAGGCUACCAAAGCGACCGAAGUCUGACCUCGCUGCAGAGGCUGUGGUGGGACACUGUCUCCAGUCAGGACAGGAUGAAAAGAAGCAGCCUAGAAGAACCAAGCUGAGUUGCUCUCAGCAGAGCUGGAGCCCAGUAGGCCUGGGGAACAGCUGUCCUACAAACCUUGGAUGGAUGAACCAUAACACGCCAGACACCGAGCUAAUAAAGGCCUCAGACCAGGUUCAGGGAGAUUCCUCUAUCGAAGAUGUUCUCUGGACCGACAAAUAUGUUCCACGACAUUCAAGUGAAGUCAUCGGUAAUUUUGCCUCGGUGAAUAAACUGCACAGUUGGUUGAAGAAAUGGAAGCUAAGAGCUGACGGUGACCAGCGGAGGCAAGUGGAGGAAAGGAAACGAGAAGACAACAAUUUAUGGGACUGUGGAGACUUCCAGGGUGAGGCUGGAUUGGAGGAUAGAGGAAAGGAGCCGCUGGGUAAAGCCAUGCUGCUCACAGGACCCUCCGGUGUGGGCAAGACGGCUGCUGUGUACGCCUGCGCUCAGGAGCUCGGCUUCAAGGUAUUUGAGGUGAACUGCUCCUCCCAGCGCAGCGGCCGGCAGGUUCUGUCUCAGCUGAAGGAGGUGACGCAGUCUCACCUCGUUGACUCUCCGGGGGAAGAUCCACUGAAGCCUGCAUACUUUAACAACUACAGUGCUAACAGCUUUACUGCUAAAUCUGUGGCCUUACCAGGAAAAAUGCAACUUGCUAAAAAUAUGGCCUCAAAGUCAAAAACACGUGCAGCUCGAAACCUAAGCUCGUCUGGUCGUAAAUUCAAAGCUAAGCCAGCCUCUGUCACUUUGGCUCACUACUUUAAGAUGAAGGGAAAAGCAGAUCGCUUAGACAUUUCCUACAGAUCAACAACUGGAAAACCAGAGACAGAGGAAGUGGAAAACUCUUCUGCAGGAUGUGAUCAAACGGUGCCAAAGAGCAAAAAGACAGCCACGUCACUCAUUGUGUUUGAGGAGGUUGAUGUCGUAUUUGAGGAUGAAGUUGGCUUCCUGACAGCCAUAAAGGCUUUCAUGGCCACCACGAAGCGACCAGUCGUCCUGACCGCCGGUGAUCCUCUGUUCAAAGAGCGAUUUGACUGCUACCUGGACGAAAUCAUUUUCAAAACUCCAUCAGCAGUGAAUAUCUGUAAUUACCUGCAGCUGGUAUGUCUGGCUGAAGGCUUUCGACUGCCUUCAGAAGACGCCAGCAGCCUCUUCAGACUCACAUGUGGCGACGUUAGACGCUGCCUGCUGCAGCUGCAGCUCUGGGUUAACAGUAGCAGACGAUGGACCUCUCAGGGCGGAAAGGUUCCUGAAGAGCCAAUCAGCUCACAGCACUGGAGCGCAACAAAAGGAGGCAGUUUAGACUCAACAUUUCCUCCUUGGCAAGCAGGCUGCGCUGCACACAUGUUGGGUCUCCAUCCUGUAACCCAGAAUUACCUUCUGAAUUUCUUAAAGCUUGGGUCCUGGUCUGAAACAGACAUGUUAAAGUUUCUGUCCAUGAGCUGGAGAAGAGGUGUGCCUCUUCUCUAUUCCAACCUGGAGCUCCUUCUCUCUACCGGAGCCCCUGAAUCUGAUUCCCAGCUGCAGACUGAGCCAAGACGUCCUGGCGCUGAUCUGCACAUCCUGCGACUGAAUCACACCAUCGGUUCAGAAGUGUCUCAGUCUAGCUUCAAAUCUUCCAGGCUAAGCCGAAGGAGAUGUACCGCUUCGGUGUCUGAUGCCAGAUCAGCUUCAGAUUUACCCAAAAAAACUCAAAGAGCCUCAUCAUUCAAUGAGACUCAGUCAAAAGCUCAGAGCUCAUGUGACAAACCUGAAGAACAUGCAGCCAAAACGGUUGCCAACUCUUUAGAUGGCCUGGCAGAUUUCUUUGACCUUAUGUCAAACAUCGAUGCAAUGCUGCCUCACCACAUUUCAGGCACACACACGGCUGAAGCAUUUGUUUGGACCGGAGCAGCUAUAAAGGAUGGUUUGUUGGAUGAGUCGGCGGAGGAGAACGGCAAGAGUCGGAAUCAGGACGGGCUUCAGGAAAUUAGGGCAGCAGCUGAAGGUUUAGGGUGUCGCCGGUGCUGGAGGAGAGUUACUGAGGCGUGGACUGAAGCCCACAAAUACAAACAGACACUGAAUGUCAAGCAGUGGAACAGACUGCAAGAGAGAUUGCUGCUAACUACCUGCUUUAAAAGACAGAAUCUCAGCUUUACUGCUCAACCUCCAUGUGCACCAAGUGUGUCCCAAAGGAGGUUCCGAUUGAGCCGGAUGGUGCUCAGCAGUAAGACCUUCAGCCUGCUGGGUAACAGACGGGCCGUCUCUGUCGACUACCUGCCCGUUCUCCGCUUCAUCUGUCGCACGCUUGGUGCACGACAGCACAGAGAGCUAGGGAGUGGUUGGAAAUACCUGAGCGGUACACAUCUGGGCCUCUCAAAGUCUGCCGUCCAACUCCUGGCUGAGGAUUUCUCUUUAAUGAAAGUUCAGAAAGACUUGUGAGCUAGACAUGUUUCACCGUAUUUAUUUUACCAGUACACUGUCCGGUGGAUUUAUUGCUUUUGAGUUGACAAAUCAUGUUUUAUUUUCAGAAAAGUGCAAAUGGGAAAUGUAAAUAAAACUAUUUUAGCUGGGAUUUGUUAAAAAA
Messenger RNA from Girardinichthys multiradiatus, 4214 nucleotides. RefSeq names its product ATPase family AAA domain containing 5b (gene atad5b). Gene Ontology annotation, cellular component: nucleus. The coding region runs from base 1034 to 4069 and encodes 1011 amino acids. The record is from RefSeq and is a predicted model, not a curated record. The transcript has 14 exons. Gene Ontology annotation, molecular function: DNA clamp unloader activity; DNA binding; ATP hydrolysis activity. NCBI's taxonomy places the organism in Eukaryota, Metazoa, Chordata, Actinopteri, Cyprinodontiformes, Goodeidae.